CGUACCUGCAUAUUUCAAACCAAAAUGGCGGAAGAGGGAGAUCCUGAAUGGUAGGUGACGACACCGAGCUUUGUUUUUCUUGUCCCGUGCCUCUCUACUGUCAUGGAAACUAUGCGCCCUAGGGCUAUAGAAACUAUGGUAACCACAGAGGUGGUAUAGCAACAUUUCUGGUGUAAUUUCUCAGGCAUAAACGUUACCGAGGAAAUCUAAAAUCAACCUGAGCGCAAGACCGUCAUAAAAAUUAUAUUUGACAGAUAGUAAUUUGUACCACCGGUAUCGGGACUUUUAACCAACAUGUCGAAGAAAAACGCAGAGAGUGUAAAGGUGGUUGUAAGAUGUCGUCCACUGAACCAGAAGGAGAUAAAAGACGGUCACCAGCGGUGCGUGGACAUGGACGUACCCCGCGGGGUGAUCCAAAUCACCAACCCGAACUCCCGCAACACAGAGCCGCCCAAAACAUUCACCUUCGACGCCGUCUACGACUGGAACUCCAAACAGAUAGAACUCUACGAUGAGACUUUCCGGCCCCUUGUGCAGUCUGUUCUAGACGGCUUCAACGGAACCAUCUUCGCGUACGGACAGACGGGCACGGGUAAAACCUGGACUAUGGAGGGCGUGCGGACCGAUCCGGAACUGAGAGGGGUGAUUCCCAAUUCAUUUGAACAUAUCUUUACCCAGAUAUCCCGUUCCCAGAACCAACAGUACCUUGUACGCGCUUCCUACUUAGAAAUCUACCAAGAAGAGAUCAGAGAUCUACUGGCCAAAGACCAGAGCAAGAGACUGGAGUUAAAGGAAAGGCCAGACACAGGGGUGUAUGUCAAGGACUUGUCCUCAUUUGUAACCAAGAGUUCCAAAGAGAUCGAACAUGUCAUGAAUGUGGGCAAUCAGAAUAGGUCUAUAGGAGCCACCAACAUGAACGAGCACAGUUCACGAUCGCACGCGAUCUUCAUCAUCACCGUGGAGUGCAGCGAAGUGAGAGAGGAUGGGGAGAACCACAUCCGCGUGGGGAAGCUCAAUCUCGUCGAUCUGGCCGGCAGCGAACGACAAGCCAAGACAGGUGCUACCGGAGAGCGCCUGAAGGAAGCGACCAAGAUCAACCUGUCCCUUUCUGCACUCGGAAACGUCAUCAAUGCCCUGGUAGAUGGGAAGUCUACGCACAUUCCAUACCGUGACUCCAAAUUGACACGCCUCCUGCAAGACUCGCUAGGCGGGAACGCAAAAACCGUCAUGGUUGCAAAUAUCGGUCCUGCCACGUACAACUAUGACGAGACCAUGAGUACACUACGGUAUGCAAACCGAGCCAAGAGCAUCAAGAACAAGCCCAAGAUUAACGAAGAUCCCAAAGAUGCUCUCUUGCGAGAGUUCCAGGAAGAAAUCGCAAGGCUGAAAGCCCAACUGGCCAAGAAAGGACCUGGAGCAAAGAAAGAAAAGGGUUCUAAGAAAGGGAAAAGGAGGAGUCGCCAGAAGAGUGAGUUUGGCUCUGAUGAGGAGAUAGAAGAUGAAACAGAAGAGGACAUCUCUGAGGAAGACACAGACAAGUACAUACAGGAACAACGUGAGAAGCUGGAGAAAGACAAGGGGGCGAUCCUGCAGGAUAAGAACAUGCUGGCUGAUGAGAAGGACAAACUUCUGCAGGAGAUGGAGAAGAGAGACAAGGAGCUGAAACGGCAGCAGGAGGCCAGAAACUUGCUAGGGAACAAGAUCAAGGCCAUGGAGAGCAAGCUUCUGUGCGGUGGGAAGAACAUCGUGGACCACACCAACGAGCAGCAGCGCGCCCUGGAGCAGCGGCGCCAGGAGAUUGCCGAGCAGAAGCGGAAGGAGCGGGAGAUGCAGCAGAAGAUUGAGGAGCAGGAGGAGACCACCAUCGAGAUGAAGGGAACAUACACCUCCUUACAGCAGGAGGUCGACAUCAAGACUAAGAAACUUAAAAAGCUGUUUGCCAAGCUCCAGGCAGUGAAGUCUGAGAUCCAGGACCUUCAGGAGGCUCAUAUCAACGACAGGCAGGAACUAGAGCAGACUCAGAUGGAGCUGACCAGGGAACUCAAACUCAAGGUCCUGGUGAUAGAGAAUUUCAUCCCACCUGAGGAGAAGAAGAAGAUCAUGGACCGCUCCUACUUCGAGGAGGAAGAAGACACGUGGAAACUCAAACCUUGUUCAAAGGCUGAUACCUCCACCAUGGCCAACAGACCUGUGUCUGCCAUUGGUGGGCGCAGACCUGAGACAGAGUACGCCAGGAUGGCAGCCGUCAUGAACGGAAACCCUCGCUUCAAGGGAGAGAAUAUCCUGUUUGUGGAGCUGGACAUGCCGACCCGCACCACGCGGGACUACGAGGGUCCUGUGGUGGCACCCACCGUCCAGGCCGCGCUGGACAAGGCCCUGGAGGAGGAGGAUAACCUGGAGGUGGACGCCAGCCAUGACCUCUUCUCUCCUGGCAAGAGGAGGGACAAGAUAAAGGGCAGCAAGUCUUCACGACCUAAAACUGGAAAGAGAACAUCUGCUGGCGGGAAAGGAACUGAGUCACAGCAGUACCCAGAGGCCCGUGGGCUUGUCCGAAAGUGAGACUUCAGCAAAGCAUCCUGGGUGGAAAACCUUCAUCAGCUGUUACUCCUGUGACCAUUCAGCCAUGCCACCUAGUGACCACAAGCAGAAUUGCACAUGUAUUGAAUUGUAAAUAUGAAUAGGCAUUGUCCAAGUGAUUCUUGGCAAUCAGAGAAUGAUUCCAUAGAAAAUGUUGUUCUGUGAAAAUGAAACUGUAUUGUAUAUCAGGACCUUACUGGUUACAAAAAAUCUUUGUUUUUUUGGUGCUGCUGUUUAGUAAAUCGUACCUUAAAUUUUGCAAUUUGCAUAUCUUUAUAAGUAAAUGUUAUUUUCUAUGUAGUUGAGUUUUGAGAGUGUUUGCCUUCUAUACAUUUUGACUCUGUUGUAAUGUAGUUGUACUUGUGCACCAGUCUAUGCAACAAUUUAUGUAUGUGUACCUGUUUAACUUUUCUUGUUUAAAUGCUGCAUAUAGUUAAAAUCAUUUUUGUAUCCAAUGGCUAUUUUGCCACUGGCAUGUUUGUGCAUUACAUUCACAUAGAACUAUGAGGACCAAUCAUUGAGAAUGAAAAAAAUGACCACUGCCUUGCCAACUGUAGGGCUCCACUUGUGAUCAGUGCUGGUAUAAACUGGCAGCUUUCUGUGCUGCCGAUUUUCACAGAAUGCACUGGAGUUGAAACGCCUUUUCUGAGCACAACAUCGAUUGACAAGGCUGCAUCACCAAACACAGAACUUCUGUGAAUAUGUUAUAUAUGUAGGAAAAUGUAGGAAAUGACAUGUUGCAUGUAAUGAUAUCAUUCUCCAAGCUGUUUGUUUUUUAAACCAUUGACUUUCUGAGGUCUAAUAUGGUGAAUUACUUCUCUAUGAUUCUUUAUCUCAGUGAUUGUGCUAGAUUAUUUGUUAUUGAAUCAGAUUCUUUUAAGUCAGAUACAAAUGUAAAAGUACAUAUAGGAAACAAUUGUAGCAUAUGCUAAAUGGUAUUUGGCCAGAAUUGUGGUAUAGCUCUGUCAUGCACACUGUUGUGUGUGUGUGCAAUACAGCUCUUGAACCUGUGA
Messenger RNA from Branchiostoma belcheri (Belcher's lancelet), 3590 nucleotides. Its product is annotated as kinesin-II 95 kDa subunit-like. The coding region runs from base 295 to 2559 and encodes 754 amino acids. The transcript is spliced from 8 exons. The record is from RefSeq and is a predicted model, not a curated record. Gene Ontology annotation, molecular function: microtubule binding; ATP binding; microtubule motor activity. Lineage: Eukaryota; Metazoa; Chordata; Leptocardii; Amphioxiformes; Branchiostomatidae. Gene Ontology annotation, biological process: microtubule-based movement.